AUGUUACUCACCAGUGUCUUUCCCAAACAGACGCGCAGUGUCCCACGACCACUUCAUCCCAAAGGGGAGGCUAAGCCAAAGUCGAAGAUAUCAGCCUCCCGUAGGCUUUCUCUGAAGAUCUUGCUCCUGACCAGGGCCCAGGAGGACCUGGAUAAGGAGAAGUUGGAGAGGGAUGAAGAGAAAGUGCGGUACCUGGGUGAGAAGAUGGCCCCUCUCCAGUUUUCAGGCCUGUCGAUGGCAGAGUUGCAGAAUCUUUGCAAGCAACUUCAUGAAAAAAUCGACGUUGUGGACGAAGAGCGAUACGACUGUGAGGCGAAAGUGGUCAAGAAUAAUAGAGAUAUCCAUGAGCUGAAGCUUAAGGUCCAGGACCUGGGUGGGAAGUUCAAGAAGCCGGCGCUCCGCAAAGUGCGUGUAUCUGCCGACGAAAUGAUGCGCGCUCUUCUGGGCUCCAAGCACAAAGGUUCCAUGGACCUGCGCGCCAAUCUCAAGUCCGUCAAGAAGGAGGACAUCAAGCAGGAGAAGGUGCUCACUACCGAGGUUGGGGACUGGCGUAAAAAUGUGGAGGCUAUGUCCGGUAUGGAGGGCAGGAAGAAGAUGUUCGAUGCCGCUGGUGGCCAGUGAGCUCUGGGAUGCACGACACACUUCACUAAAGACUGGAAAUGCAUAUGAAGAAAUUAGAAAAAGAGACGUUUUUAUUUUAUCUCUGGGUGUAUACUACAGACAAUGAAAUCUUAGCACAAAGGCUAGGGGUGUGCAGAGCUGUGUUCUAAAGUAACUGAGAUGUACUUUAGCGUAGCUACUAACUAAGAGGCAAUAAGAGUGACGGGACCUUUUGGGUAUCUCUCAUGUUUAGUUUGAAACGCAGCAUGAAACACAAUGCAUGGAGAUUACAUGGUAUAUACUCUGGAGUCAGGAACAAUGGUUAACUGAAAUAUGAUUUGGAACUACCCCUGAAAAGACUAAUCGCUUAUACACUUCAAACUGUUAAUGCCAUCAAGGUCAGAAUGCAGCUAACUGACAUGGCCACGCCUGGAUCUCUCUCAGGAGGACGUUUGUAGCAGCUACAGCAUUUUACAUUGUGCUUCACCGUCCUUCUUUCCAUUCCUCAUUCACCCUUAAGUGAACCUUGACUCAAUGGUGUAACAAUUAGAUGCCAUGAGAAGGAUUCCAGAUUUUCAGGAAUAAACUGCAAAAAUAAGGGAAAAUCACUCAAAAGUCCCCUUAGAUUACAAAUGGUUAACAUUUUCAGGCUGUUUAUUAUAUGAUCAUACCCUCUAAGGUUGUUGAAACGAAACAGUGUUUACAGUACUUAUACAAUAAUUUUAAAUCAUAUAAUAUAUAAUAUAAUUGCUGAAAAUAACUGAACUGCUAAUAAACAAAGAAUCAGUCUUGA
Molecule: messenger RNA, 1393 nt
Organism: Brienomyrus brachyistius
Lineage: Eukaryota; Metazoa; Chordata; Actinopteri; Osteoglossiformes; Mormyridae
Product: troponin I, slow skeletal muscle-like
Exons: 6
Coding region: 1-621 (206 amino acids)
Biological process (GO): muscle contraction
Cellular component (GO): troponin complex
Source: RefSeq, a predicted model, not a curated record